AUGCUGACAGUAAUUACAGAAAAAAGACCGCACAGUGUCUAUUUCCCGCCGCUAGAAGACGUCGCACGGGUGUUCAAAAAAAUCAAGACUGAGUCUUCUCUUCUGUCGCGGAGCUCUACGGCUCCCGAUGAUAGUUCGACGCUUUCCUCCGAUUCUGUGAACCCAUUGACCGCCAAUGGUACUUCCACUGAGCAUUCGCUUGCACAUUGUGUACCCGAGCGGUUCAAUCCCAUUUUGAAAUUGCCUUUCAGGGCCAAAGAUUUCUUUUGCGAUGUGGACGUGGCGCUCUCUGCUUCCCAGCGGUUGCAGCUAGAAAGAACUAUUAGUAGUUGUCCUCCACCAAAGGCACCUCUGCUAAACAGUGUAACCAACUCAACCAACUUGGGAGCAAUGGUUCCUUUUAUCUACCCGGCCCUUCCGUCCAUUAAAAGAGACCUUCUUAUGGUGAUGCCUGAUAACAUGGUGAAUGCACCACAGGUAGGCGCCGAGUUGUAUCCCGCCAUGCCACCACUUCCAUUCCCUCCGCAAAAUUACAUGCCUUAUCCGCUCAUUGCAGACAAAUCACCAUUGACUCCCAACGAGGUCUUUACGCUGUGGCUCGUUGCUCUGGCGUACUUGCCAAGGGUGGAUAUGGUGUUGGCCAGUGCCGCCGGUUCCAUAUUCGAUUUUCGAGCCCAGGCGCAAUCUGACGGUUUGACUGUUCAAAAGCUCGAAAGCAUGUUGAAGAUAGAGUCAAAAGAUUCGGAGGAGGAGCUGGGAUCCAAUUCGGAGAUUGUGGCCUCUCCAGACCCAGUCGAUCGCCAUCUUGAAGACUACUUGGCCUUCGCCACGAAGGUUGAUACCACAGAUGAAUUCGACCCGAAUCUCAAACCUGUCAGUAAGAGAUUCUUUCCGCUGGAGUCCACAACUCGCAUUAGGUAUCAAGAGGUCUCCCAAGUGACAGUAGUUGACGGCGUCGCACAGUAUCCCACGAACAGACCUUCGCUCGAAUUCUCACCACUUAAUCUCACUAAGAAGCAAGAUUAUCAGACCCCUGCACGCCUUUUUAAUGAUGCAAGCAAAGAUUCGAUAGCGACACAGAAUAUUAAGAAGGAGAACAAAAGAGCAUUGGUCAAGCAAUAUAUCCUGGACAUUGAUCACGAGGCCCUGGUUCACCUGCAAGAUAUUUACAAUACAAAGAAGAGACAUCUUCUCAAAAGGCUUGAGCUUCUUCAAGGCUCUAAGAUUCUCUACGACAACACAAAUCAAGUUAUAAUGGAUGAAGAGCUUCGCCAGUAUGUCGACAACAGACAGGCACAAGUUGAUGCAGACCUUCUCCAAUUAAAAAUUCAACACACGUAUGACAAGCUCAAGGUGUUGAUGAGUUUUUAUCAAACCUCGCAUAGGCUGUAUAAGACCAUGAACUCGGUCAUGGUUAACAAGCUCAAAAAGCUCAAAAACUUCUUAGAGCACCAGAGACUGGUUUUAGAGGAGGCUGGAAGUCAUAAAAAUGCUGGAGAAGGCGAUAUCACCAACAUUCGUGGUCGUGAAAGUGCCAAGCUCUACGGCAGCUUUGUGGAACAAGACUAUUCGAACGAAAUCAAGGAAGUGUUUCGCUGCGCAUCUCUUCGAGAAGAUGGCGAGACAAUUGAAAAGGACAUUGCUGUUGAAGCUGACGAAUAUUCGAAAGUCUUCACUAAUAGGGAACAUGAGGCUAUUGUGGACGACUACAUGCCUCUAGUCACUGAGAACGAGUUCAAGCUCAUCACAGGUGAGGCGCCCUCGAAAACCGGAGUUUCUAAAGAUGUCGCGAACAAGACUAAGAUCCCUCGUCACUUAAUUUUCCAAAACCCCUUGUACGAUUACGGAACGUCUGGUUCGGACACUAAUCUCUCUGAGAACCCUAUGCCUGUGAAGAGACGUCCCGGAAGACGAGCUGCUCCUAAACCAGCAUAUGGAGAGGAAAAUACUAAACAACUGAAUGAUGCUGCUUUGGUUGCCAAAAUUAUGAAGCUGUUCGUUGGACCAACCGGUGCUAAUGCAGAUGAACUCACCGACGACCUUAGUCUGAUUGGUAUCAAGACAAAGUGGCCCCUUAAGUAG
Molecule: messenger RNA, 2082 nt
Organism: Australozyma saopauloensis
Lineage: Eukaryota; Fungi; Ascomycota; Pichiomycetes; Serinales; Metschnikowiaceae
Gene: FGR47
Product: Fgr47p
Exons: 1
Coding region: 1-2082 (693 amino acids)
Source: RefSeq, a predicted model, not a curated record